Messenger RNA from Rhinichthys klamathensis goyatoka, 895 nucleotides. RefSeq names its product glutamine amidotransferase class 1 domain containing 3 (gene gatd3). The record is from RefSeq and is a predicted model, not a curated record. Lineage: Eukaryota; Metazoa; Chordata; Actinopteri; Cypriniformes; Leuciscidae. Gene Ontology annotation, cellular component: mitochondrion. The transcript has 7 exons. Bases 6 to 794 code for a protein of 262 amino acids.
CCUCCAUGUCCUCCUUGCCCCGCACCAUGUUUGCUCUGAGCUCGCUGUUCCGUACUGCGCACUUCAGAUAUGCGGCUGCUGCUCAGUUUCAUGCAUCUUUAAACUGCAGUAGCGCAAAAAUCGCUGUUGUGUUAUCUGGAUGUGGUGUUUAUGAUGGCACUGAAAUCCACGAGGCAUCAGCAAUCCUUGUGCAUCUAAGUCGGGGAGGUGCAGAGGUUCAGAUGUUUGCUCCCGAUGUGUCUCAGAUGCAUGUGAUAGACCACGGCAAAGGUCAGCCAGUGGAGACAGAGUCAAGGAACGUCUUAUCAGAAUCAGCGCGUAUCGCAAGGGGCAACAUCAUUGACCUGGCAAAACUGAGUGCCAGUAAUCAUGAUGCGGUCAUCUUCCCUGGUGGUUUCGGUGCAGCUAAAAACCUGUCAACAUUUGCUAUUGAUGGGAAGGACUGUAAAGUGAAUGAGGAAGUGGAGCGGGUUUUAAAGGACUUCCAUAAAGCAGGAAAGCCAAUUGGGUUGUGCUGUAUAUCUCCAGUGCUGGCAGCAAGAGUUCUUCCUGGUGUGGAUGUGACGGUGGGUCAUGAGGAGGAGGAAGGUGGGAAGUGGCCAUAUGCUAGUACUACACAAGCCAUCACUGCACUGGGAGCCAAACAUACUGUUAAAGAAGUCACCGAAGCUCAUGUGGACCAGAAGAAUAAGGUGGUGACCACACCUGCAUUCAUGUGUGAAACAAAGUUGCACUUGAUUUUUGAUGGGAUUGGUGCUAUGGUGAGAGACGUCCUAAAGCUCAGCGGGAAGUAAAAGUUCAACCAGUAUAUCAGUAUCUUCAUCAUUAUCACUCAUAUAGGAUCUGUAUCAGACUGCAUAAAUGAAAAAGAGUAGGCUAUUUAUUGCUGUGAUUU